CACACAUACAUACUUACAACCAUACAACCAUACAACCAUACAUACAUACAACCAUACAUACAUACAUACAUAUAUACGGCUGCUGCCCAAACAUGGAGAACAAGGUCUCGGUGGUCGAGUUCUGUGAGCGUCAUGGGUGCCUGGUCGACGUCAACUCGGCAGACUCGCUGCGCUAUGCGCUGGAGAACGUGCUGUCGCUGCUGCCCGAGCCGUCGGACGGAACGGAGGCUGCAGAGCGGUCCGAGAAGAUCUUGGCGCUACAGAGCGAGGUGGCCAUGGCGCAGCAGCUGAACGAUGCGCUGCAGCAGCAGAUCGAACAUGAGGCCACAGAGGUGGCCAUUCUGGAGAAGAAGAUGGAGGCCCGCCUGCUGCUCAACAAGGUGGCCCAGUCUCUCGCCAUCGUCCCGCACACCCCCGCCGACAACAGGCCGCGCAAGUUGAAGAAGGCUCGCAAGACCGCAACAGACUCGGACAUCGCCACCAGCCGCCCGAAGGAGCCUGCCCAGGACGACAUCGUCACAGCCGAUUCCGACGUCGAUGCAGCAGCUGCGGGCUCUGGCACCAGCAGCAGCGGACCCGCUUCUGCCGCCGGUCGCCGACGCAGCAAGCGCCGCAAACCGCUUGCAGCCCUGAGCUAGCUUUGCUCUCCCACUUGCUUCAACCAACGAAUCAAUCACACCAUCAUGACAUCAGCCCGUCGUCCUCUUUCCCCACCUCUACCUAGCUUGGACUGACUCGCUUGGUUUUACGAUCUCGACAUCACACCGCAAACGACCCAAUCGCAGCAGCAAGCGCCACACAUGCC
This is a messenger RNA of Thecamonas trahens ATCC 50062, 805 nucleotides long. RefSeq lists its product as uncharacterized. The transcript has 2 exons. The record is from RefSeq and is a predicted model, not a curated record. NCBI's taxonomy places the organism in Eukaryota, Apusomonadida, Apusomonadidae. Bases 93 to 638 code for a protein of 181 amino acids.